UGCAACCUGAGCUGCUUGUAGGGCCCAGAAGUUGAUCGCUUAGAUCUCAGUAAAGCCACAUAUUGCUUCCUUCCAUAACUCAACUCUCCUUUUAGCUAGAGCUUUUUUAUUUCUUGCCGCCUAUGGAAAACUCUACUCUGAACCAAGAAAGAGAAAACCAAGAGCCAGAAGAAACAGAGACGCCAUGGGAAGGAGCGCCAGCAGCUUCUCCCCAGGAUCCUGGUCUCCCUGCUCCUGAGUGCGGGGAAGAGGAACAAAGAUCAGACAAUGAACCUCAUAGCAGAAUGAGUCCCUCUUGGGGCCGCCAGUCUAGAGCCAGCGUCUCUCUGGGAGACCUCACCGGACCAGGGGCGCCAUCCUCCCCUCCUCUGCUCCCUCCUGAAUUUCCUUCCACUCCUCCCCUGAUUGCAUUUCCGCAGGACCGUGUGGCUUCACCACCGGCAGAGAGGGUCCCUAGUGGGAUUCCUGAUGCUGCUGUGACAACUCAUUCUGAUCCCUGGGACCCAUCUGCUGCUGCUGCAAGACAAUUAACUUCUCACUACACGAGCCAAUCAGAGGAAAACGCCCUCCCCCGGUCUCAGCCACCCCAGGCUGACCUGCGUGGGCCAGAGAAUGCCAGUCGUGACAAGCCCAAGCCCAAAGGGCUGAGAUUCGACCUUUUACAGGAGGAAGACUCAGGCAGUAACUGUGAUCCAGACCAGCCUGAGUUUGGGGCCAAUGAAGCCACCCCCAGUAUGCUUGAGGUGGCCAUUCAGAAUGCAAAGGCAUACCUGCUGAGUACCAGCAGCCAGUCUGGUUUAAACCUAUAUGAUCAUCUUUCCAAUGUGUUGACCGUGAUAUUAGAUGAACGUCCUGCAGAUGCUGUUGACAUCAUUGAAAAUAUAAGCAAAGAUGUGAAAAUGGCAAAUUUUAAUAAAAAAUUAGAUACACUCCACAAUGAAAAUGAGAUGCUUCCAGCAUAUGAAAUAGCAGAGAAGCAAAAGGCUCUUUUUCUCCAGGGACAGUUGGAAGGCGCUGAUCCAGAACUGGAGGAGGAAAUUGUAGAAAGCUCUCUGCCCAAUGUGAUGGAAUCAGCUUAUUAUUUUGAACAAGCUGGAGUUGGUUUGGGGACAGAUGAGACUUAUCGGGUGUUUCUUGCCCUCAAACAACUCACGGACACCCACCCAAUCCAAAGAUGCCGCUUCUGGGGCAAGAUCCUGGGUCUGGAAAUGAACUAUAUUGUUGCUGAAGUGGAAUUUCGUGAUGGUGAGGAGGAGGAGGAGGAGGAGGAGGUGGAAGAGGAAGGGGUAGCAGAGGAGAGGGAGGAUGGAGAACGUGAAGCCAGUGAAGGUGAGGAGGAUGAAUUACCCAAGUCCUUGUAUAAGGCCCCACAGGCUAUACCUAAGGAAGAAGACAGAACAGGUACCAACAAGUAUGUCUAUUUUGUUUGCAAUGAACCUGGAAGGCCAUGGACGAAGUUACCAUCAGUUACACCUGCACAAAUUGUUACUGCAAGAAAAAUCAAGAAAUUUUUCACUGGGCGACUAGAUGCGGCCAUCAUAAGCUACCCACCCUUCCCAGGAAAUGAAAGCAAUUACUUAAGAGCACAAAUUGCCCGCAUUUCAGCAGGGACCCACGUCAGUCCUCUAGGGUUUUAUCAGUUUGGUGAAGAGGAAGGAGAAGAAGAAGAAGAAGAGGUGGAAGGUGGUCGAAACAGCUAUGAGGAAAACCCCGAUUUUGAAGGCAUCCAAGUGACUGACCUGGUGGAAUCUCUAUCCAAUUGGGUCCAUCACGUACAGUACAUUCUUCCUCAGGGUCGCUGUACUUGGUUCAACCCUAUACAAAAAAACGAGGAGGAGGAAGAGGAAGAAGAUGAAGACAAAGAAGAAAAGGGAGAAGAGCCUGACUACAUAGAACAGGAAGUGGGGCCUCCUCUUUUGACACCGAUCUCUGAAGAUUUAGAUAUUCAAAAUAUACCCUCUUGGACAACACGACUGUCCUCAGUUCUCAUUCCACAGUAUGCUAUUGCUGUCCUUCGAUCUAAUCUUUGGCCUGGAGCAUAUGCCUUUUCCAAUGGCAAGAAGUUUGAAAAUUUCUACAUAGGUUGGGGUCAUAAGUAUAGUGUGGAGAAUUACACACCCCCAGGCCUGCCACCAGUCUAUCAAGAAUAUCCCAGUGGACCAGAAAUUACAGAAAUGGAUGAUCCCAGUGUGGAUGAGGAACAGGCUUUCAGGACUACACAAGAGGCUAGUGUACUUUCAGCUGAGGAGAAUGAAGAAACUGAAGAUGAAGAUGAAGAUGAAGACAAUGAUGACUAACACAAAAGUAGCCCAGUCUUAUGGGGCACGAACACACACAAAUCUUUUAUGGGGGACUGAUUUUAUAUAUACACACAUAUAUACUGGAAACAUAUAUAUACAUGUUGGAAAUGAUGGUGCAAAAUAUCAGUCCUUUAAAGUUAUCAAAUGAGGACGGUGUGGAGAAAUGGCUCAGUGGUUAAGAAAAACUUUGCUCUUGAUGAGGACAGGAGUUCAGUUCCCAGCACUUAAAUUAGGUGCUCGAGUCUAGGAAAUCCAAUGUCCUCUUGUACUCUCCAAAGGCACUACACAUAUGCAUGCAUGCAUGAUCACACACAUAAAAAUAAGUCUUUAAAAAUAUGUUAAAAGCUACUAGUGGUGAAACACACCUUUAAUCCCAGCACUUGGAAGGCAAAGUACGGAAGAUCUCUUUGAAUCCAAGGCCAACCUGGUCUAUUGAGUUCCAGGACAGCAAGGGCUACAUAGGAAGACCAUGUCUUGAAAAAUCACAAACCUUUUAAAAAUGUCAAAUUGGAGACUUCAUAUAUAGAACUGCUGGUAGUUACAAAAGUUGCCCACUGGAUGUCCCAAAAAUUCAUGUGAUCACAUCACCACUGUAAAAAUACCUACAAUUAAGGUAAUUAACACUUAAGUAAUCCUGAUUUGAAAAGAGAUCAGUAAUUUUUUUCCUCUCUUUGACAGGAUUUCACUAUGUAGCUCUUGCUGUCCUGGAGCUCACUAUUGUAGGCCAGGCUGUUCUCGGACUCACAGAAAUCUACUUGCCCCUGCCUCCCAAGUGCUGGGGUUACAGGUGUGAACCACAAUGCUCAAAUUUAAUUUCUAAUAUGUCAAGUAUUAAAAGUUAUAGUUCACGAUGCUUCUUGGAAAUGUCUAGAUUUUGAGUGCCAAGGGAUAUGGAGCUUAAAACAUUGAUAACCAGGGGCUGGAGAGAUGGCUCAGUGGUUAAGAGCACCUGUUGCUGUUGCAGAGGAUCUGGGUUCAGUUCCCAGCAUCCACAUGGUAGCUUAAAACCAUCAGUUCCAAUGCCUUCUUCUGACCUCCAUGGGUACCACACACUCGCAGGCGUGUGCACGUGCGUGUGCGCACACACAACCCCCCCACACACACACAGAGAAUGUGUAUGCAAAUAUGUAUGCAUGUGUAUCCAUUCUUUUUCCUGGAGGAACACUCACAAAUCCAAAAUGGAAUAAAAGUUGUAAGGGUAUUCAAAGUUUAGAGUUUCUGUUUUCCACAACCUUUCCAUUAAACUUCCUGCUCACCUAAACUAGUUGGUGGAAAAAUAAUUACACAGAGACGGGACAGACUGACAUUCUCUACCACUCUAAAACAUUCUCAUUAAAGUCAUUUUAAAUUUUA
Messenger RNA from Mesocricetus auratus (golden hamster), 3653 nucleotides. RefSeq names its product radial spoke head component 4A (gene Rsph4a). Gene Ontology annotation, cellular component: axoneme; radial spoke. The record is from RefSeq and is a predicted model, not a curated record. The transcript has 6 exons. Lineage: Eukaryota; Metazoa; Chordata; Mammalia; Rodentia; Cricetidae. Bases 123 to 2297 code for a protein of 724 amino acids. Gene Ontology annotation, biological process: axoneme assembly; cilium movement involved in cell motility; cilium assembly.